Blastomyces gilchristii SLH14081 is the source of this 1623-nucleotide messenger RNA. Its product is annotated as maintenance-mitochondrial morphology protein 1. The transcript has 3 exons. Gene Ontology annotation, molecular function: lipid binding. Gene Ontology annotation, biological process: phospholipid transport; mitochondrion organization. NCBI's taxonomy places the organism in Eukaryota, Fungi, Ascomycota, Eurotiomycetes, Onygenales, Ajellomycetaceae. The record is from RefSeq and is a predicted model, not a curated record. The coding region runs from base 1 to 1623 and encodes 540 amino acids. Gene Ontology annotation, cellular component: endoplasmic reticulum; ERMES complex.
AUGGCAGGUCCUUCAAAUCAAACUCAACCGCCGCCGCCCGUUCUGACGCAGCCUUCACUCUCUUUUACUCAAGGCCUUCUUGUCGGCCAACUCUCUGUAGUCCUGCUGAUCGGAGCUUUCAUCAAAUUCUUCAUAUUCGGCGAAGCUCCUCCGCAUCCUUCUCGAAACGGCCUAUCCAAUCGCACGAGCUCUCACCGACGGUCAUAUUCCCUAAAUUCAAUAUCUGCAGAUUCUAGUCCACGGACACUGAGAGAAAAGCCCUCGACAUCCAAUAUACUCCGACCCGUCCCCUCUUCCUCUACAAACACCCGCUCCAUCCUUCGAAAGACGUACUACAGCGCCACGCCCACGAAUCCCACGUCCAAGCAUAGCAGAUCCCGCCCCCAUCACUCUUCCCAUCAGCCGGAAUCUCUUGAUUGGUUCAAUGUUCUGAUCGCACAGACUAUCGCACAGUAUCGACAGACAGCAUAUAUCCUCAAAGACUCACCUACAUCCUCCAUCCUCGCUUCUCUCUCCGAAGCGCUAAACAACCCGGAAAAGAAGCCUUCCUUUAUCGACAGCAUCAAGGUGACAGAUAUAUCAUUAGGAGAGGAAUUCCCCAUCUUCAGCAACUGUCGAGUUAUCGCCGUUGAAGACCCAAAUUCAGAUGGCGGCCGCCUCCAAGCACUCAUGGACGUCGAUCUGAGUGACGAUAACCUCUCACUCGCCGUCGAAACCUCCCUCCUUCUAAACUACCCAAAGCCCUUCUCCGCCGUCCUCCCCGUCGCCCUCGCCGUCUCCGUUGUCCGCUUCUCCGGCACAUUAUGCAUUUCCUUUGUCCCCGGCCCAGGCACCUCAGACCAAACAAUGUCCCCAUCCCCAAGCCCGCCAAAGGAAGCCAGCGCAGAAAACAUUGCCGUCGACCACCAAAGUCCUGAGCGACAGAGCGCUAGGCAACGGGCACCUCACCAACACAAAUAUACAAAUACAAAUACGGCCGGUGCCACUGCCGCUGCCACCGCCGACGACAACGACACACACGCCAAGCUCCCCCACGGCAUCCCCAAAACAAGCCUCGCCUUCUCCUUCCUACCAGACUACCGCCUAGACCUUUCCGUGCGUUCCCUCAUCGGCUCCCGCAGCCGCCUACAAGACGUGCCCAAGGUAGCACAGCUCGUCGAAGCGCGCGUGCAAGCAUGGUUUGAAGAGCGGGUUGUCGAGCCGCGCGUGCAAGUUGUGGGGUUGCCCAAUAUCUGGCCGCGGAUGGGGAGGACGGGGGUGAGGGGGAGUCAGGAGGAGACUGAGGCUGGGGCAGGGGGGUCAGCGCCAGCUGAUAUUCCGGGAACGGCUGGUGGGGAUGGUGUGGGGGUUCGGGGAGGGGGAGGGGGAGGGGGAGGGGGAGGGGGAGUUGGUGGAAGUGGUGGUGGAAGCAUGAGAGGGACGUCGGGGUGGGGGAUGGGAUAUGAUGGGCUGCGGUAUCGGCAUAAUGCACAUGGGGAUGGUGGGGUUGGCGCUGGGCCGGGACAGAGUGCGGGUGCAGCGUUGUAUGGUGGUGCUCAGGGUGGUGGAGGAGGCGGUGGGAGGGGCGGCGAGGAACAGUUUGCGAUACCAGGUUCGAUGCCAGACCCGGUAGUUGUGACAUAG